Molecule: messenger RNA, 2040 nt
Organism: Humulus lupulus (European hop)
Lineage: Eukaryota; Viridiplantae; Streptophyta; Magnoliopsida; Rosales; Cannabaceae
Exons: 4
Coding region: 808-1743 (311 amino acids)
Source: RefSeq, a predicted model, not a curated record
AUAUUUGCGGUGAAAGUAAGCAAUUUAAGAAAUGUUUACGACAAAAAUACUUAAGUUACAAGUAAAUUUCACGACAUGUAGGUGGACUUAACGGCGAAAUAAAUAGUUGCACUAAACUGUACCAAAAUAUGGACAGAAUGUAUUUUCGCCGCCAAAAAAAUUACUGAGGUACUCAAGUACUACAAAUACAAUAAUUUAAGUAUUUUCGUGGUAAAUGUCUCUUUUAUUUAUUUGUUAAUAAAAAAACCUAAUGGGACAGACAAUAUUCUUGAGUACUACAAACUCAGAGAUUUAGCCACCAUCUUCACCUUUUUGAUUCAGUACCAUAAUAAAAACAGAGAAAGAGGAUCAAACCCUAUAUUUUUUUUUUUUAAAAUAAGUAGCAAAAUAAUAUAAUUGAUUGAUUACAUUCCCAAACAAACAGAUGACUGUUUAGCAUAUGCCUUUUCAUGCAAUGCUUUUUCCUCUUGCUUGCACUUCCAAACUAUCUAAUUCCUCCUUUCUCAAGUUUUCUCAUAUUCUCAGCUUCUUCUUCUCCUCUUCUCUAUCUCUCUCUAACAUCCAAGAAAGCUAUGAUUCCUUAUGAUUUUAUUAUAUUAAUAAUUGGGGGUUUGUAACUUAAAUAUUUAAAAAUAAAACAAAAAAAACUCCUCAUUGAAAUAACACCCCCCCAUUGGUGCUUCUCUUAUUUAGUAUAUUGUCUUAGCUUCUCCAUCAUCUAUCCAAACUCUCUCUCCCACCAAGAAAAUCAAGAAAGGAACUAAAAUCUCAGCACUAAGUUAUUGAGGAAGAAACCAUCUUCAAGAGAUGGGCGGUUGCGGCAGAAGCAGUGGCGGUGUCGUUUUCCCUAUAUUUUUCUUCUCUUUUUUCUUCUUAUUCUUCUUCUUCUUCACUUCAGGUUUAAGUUUGGAAGAGAAACCUCACUUGAAAGCAAUCCAGAGAAAUGAAAUUAAAGGGAAUCAAGAAAACGAGAUACCUUUCUCAACUUCAGGGUUCACUGAAGAGUUGGACUCCAUUCCUGUUGUCAACCCAACUCCAACAUUUACUCCUACACCUUCCUUCAAUCAGCCUUCCCAGACACCACCAACACUGACACAGCCAACCCUGGCAACGCCAACCACCACAGCGCCAACCACCACAACGCCAACCACCACAACACCGACUACAACACCGACCACAACGCCGACCACAACUCCGACCACAACACCAACAUCAUCAUCAGGUGGCAACUGGUGUGUUGCGAGCCAAUCAGCUUCAGAGACUGCUAUACAGGUAGCUCUCGAUUAUGCUUGUGGCUAUGGAGGUGCAGACUGUUCAGCAAUUCAACCAGGUGGAAGCUGUUAUAACCCGAACACUCUCCGUGACCAUGCUUCUUACGCCUUUAACGAUUACUACGCGAAGAAUCCCGCCCCUACUAGCUGUGUCUUCGGAGGAGCAGCUCAAAUUUCCAACACUGACCCAAGUAACGGCAACUGUCACUACACAUCAGCUAAAGCAUCAUCCAGCAUGCCUCCACCAGCCCCAAUGAAUCCGAGUCCAAUGAAUCCGAGCCCAAUGAAUCCAAGUCCAAUGGUUCCAACUAGCAUGGACGCACCUGCCAUGGAUACACCACCAGGAUCAUCUAUCUUCGGUACAGAGCCAGUAGCAUCUCCCAACUCAGCCAUCUCAGUUUCAUACUCCAGAACACUUUUAUUCAUCACCACCGGUCUCUUUGGCGCGACCAUUGCAGCAACCUAUCAGUAAACAGAAUAAAACCAUGUCCAAGGUAUUUUCUGCAAGGAGGAGGCAGUUAUUACGCUUGCCGCCACCAACGCCAGAAGAAAUUCAAGGAGGCAAAGAGAAUCUUGAGCUAUAGUAUUCUCUCGAGGCCCCAUUCUUAGCAUUUGAGUUAUUGUUAUACUUUAUAUAUGCAUACCUGUUAGUAGACUAAGAAGCAAUAGGGAGAAAACAGAAGAGGAAAGAAAUUUAGGUUCUUGUACUUGUAGGCACAUCGUUGUUCUCUCUAUAGCAACAGAACAAAUAAAUUAUUAUACAAUCUCA